GCCUGUCCUUGAGCCCUGCAGCCAUUCUCUGGAAUGACCGUCUUCUGCUGAACGUUUCAGCAUGUUGAGCUGGGUGGUAAAAGUUGUUCCCCAGCCCCCACCACCUCCUGGGACACUAGGAGAGGAGGACAAGAACAACACUUCCACGGCAACAGACACUGUAGCGAAAAAGGAGGAAGUAAAACAAGACCCCAACCCUGCCAAGCCAAAGGAGGAGGUCUCAGAGGAAAACAGCUCUCAGACAGGGGUUUUGAGUUGGCUUUCUCAUGGGUUCAACAGUGCUCUCCCUCAGCCAGUGAACACCUCUAAACUGGUGAACACUGAGACUAAGCAAGAGGAAAAUGCAGUGAGCAACAGUAACACAUCGGAAGAGACUGGAAUGAUAGGCUGGAUUGUGCAGGGACUGGGAAAAGUGGUUCCACAGCCAGAUGAGAAAUACAAGGGUCACACAGACCCAGAGGAGGUCACUGAGCCUGCAGUUGUUCCAGUGGUUAAAGUCGAUCCCCCUGUGCAUGAGAUCAAAGACCUUCUUGAUGCUGAGCCACUCCCUCAUAUUCCUGUGGUGGAAAUUGUGUCUGAUGAGGAGCCAGAUGCAGCUAACAUGCCCUUCUCUCCAAGAGUAAUAGAAUGGAUCAAGCAUGGUUUUGAGAAGGUAGUCCCUCAGUCUCCAAUGCAUCUUCAUCCUCCUUCCGGUUCAGAAACUCCAGCGCAGAGGCCUGCGUCUGCUCCUCUGAUGCCCUGCAAACAAGAGCCAGCCACACCGGCACCCAAGGCUGCACCAGCACCUAAACCUGCACCAGCACCAGAACCUAAACCUGCACCAGCACCAGAACCCAAACCAGCACCUGCACCAGCACCUGUAGCUCCUGAGCCACCCAAAGCUGUUGAGGAUUCAAACGUUACAGGCAAAGACAAGGAGGUUAAUAUGGUUGGCAGGAUUGUACAGGGGCUAGGUCGCAUGAUGCCGCAACCAGUACUGAAACCAAAAGAGGAGAGCUCUGAUGCUGUUCAAAGCAUUUGCAUCCAGCAGGACCCAUCUGACAUGGUGCUGGAGGAGGUGGACUCAGACUGGGAAACCAAGCAAAGGGAGCAGGCCACCCAGCAGGACAUCCAGGCUGAAGAGCAGGUCCAGCAGGAGAGCACAACUCUGCUGCAGGUGUUGCCCAACACGCUGCCGCAGGUAUUGGCCAUGCAGGAGCAGGAGGAUGCAGAAACCCAGACAGAGCGCUGGACACCUCUGAUUGAGAGCAUCAAGAAAGAGGCAGAGGAGACUGCCUUAGCAAGCAUAGAGGAGAGACUACAGCAGGAGCGUGUGGAGGCAGCUCGAAUGGCAGAGGAUCUGGCUCGACAGGCUGCAGAGUUGGCUGUCAGACAGCUGGAGGAAGAGCACAGCACACAGUUCAUCACUGAGCCCAAAGACGAAGUGCCAGACACUGAGGAUCAACUGCCAAAUAUCCAGGAGGAAGAGAAUGAAGAAGACCCAGAGUUACAGCCACUUCAUGAAGAAAGUGAGGAGGAGAAUGAGGAUAUUAAAAUCACAGAGUCCCUGGUGGAUAUCUGCCCAGCUGAGCCCUCACCGCAUGAGUCGGAGGCUUCAGAUCAGGUGAUCCAAUGCCCACCACCAACAGCAUCACCACAGCAAGCGGAUAACACAUCAUCAAAGACAGAUUCAGUCUCUCCACCAGUGACCACCCAACCUGAGCCCGCCACCUCUCAACCUCCUCAUGCCGACCAGGAAGAGGAAACCCCUGAUGAAGGAUGCGGAGAGUGUACGCAUGUGAAGCCAGCAAUGAAGGUGGAGGAAGUGGACAAUGGAGAGGUGACCUUGCCCAGAAUCGUUAUCCGCCCGGUGUCAGACUCCGUGACCCUCACCAUACCUGUACUGAAUCUGACUUCCUGCAGGAGAAUGCCAGAGUCUCAAGAAGACACAGUACUUGGUGAAGAUGACGUUGACCUAAAAGCAACAUUGCAGAAGGAUGUAGACCAGACUGAUCUACUGGGUGUGGAUGAUUACAUUGAGCGGCCCAUGUCUGCAGCCAGUCAAACAAGUAUAGUCGUGAAUGAGCGUCUGCAGGAGCUGGUCAGGCUGUUUAAGGAGCGAACAGACCGUGCGAGAGAGAAAUUGAUUGAUCCAGAUGUGUCCGAUAAUGAAAGCCCCUCAGCAUCUCCUGCCAAAAAGCCUGGAGCAGCUCCACCUCCACCGCCACCUCCUGAAGAGAAGAAAGAGGAAGAUCCUAUAGAGGAGACACAAGAGGAGCCACAAAUCUAUGAGUUAAUGGGUUACAAGUUUGAAAUUCCCCAGUUCAAAAUUCCCCAGAUUCCUGAUUGGCUCAGAGUCAUCCUGGAGUUUCGUUUCCCAUCCAGCAUUGACCCCUUCACAGAUUUGAUCUAUGUGGUUUGGCUGUUCUUUGUGACUCUCGCAUGGAACUGGAAUGUUUGGCUUAUCCCUGUGCGCUGGUCUUUCCCGUACCAGACCCCUGAGAAUAUCCACUGGUGGCUGUUUAUGGACUACCUCUGUGACACCAUUUAUAUUCUUGACAUCCUGGUCUUUCAGCCCAGACUACAGUUUGUGAGAGGGGGGGACAUUGUGUGUGACAAAAAGGAGAUGAGAGAGCACUACAUGCAAACAGAACGAUUUAAGAUGGAUGUGAUCAGUCUCUUUCCCUUGGAAAUCCUGUACUUCUUCACAGGGGUCAAAUCGGUCUUGCGGUUUCCUCGCCUUCUAAAGUACAAUGCAUUCUUUGAGUUUAAUGAUCGUCUGGAAGCUGUGAUGAGCAAAGCCUACAUUUACAGGGUGAUCCGGACUAGUGCAUAUCUGCUGUACUCUCUGCACUGUAAUGCCUGUAUUUUCUAUUGGGGUUCUGAUUAUGAGGGUCUGGGCUCAACCAAAUGGGUGUACAAUGGCAAAGGAAACAGUUAUAUCCGCUGUUACUACUUUGCUGUGAAGACUCUGAUCACCAUCGGAGGUUUGCCUGAUCCCACCACUGUCUUUGAAAUCGUCUUCCAGCUUGUGAACUACUUUGUGGGAGUCUUUGCUUUCUCCAUUAUGAUUGGUCAGAUGAGAGAUGUAAUUGGAGCCGCCACAGCGGGUGAGGCCUAUUACAGACACUGUGUGGACAGCACCGUAAAGUACAUGACAUCCUACAGGAUUUCCCGUGAGGUUCAAAACCGAGUGAAGACCUGGUACGACUACACCUGGAAGUCGCAAGGCAUGCUGGAUGAGCAGGAGUUGCUUAUUCAGUUACCAGAAAAGAUGCGUCUUGACAUCGCUGCAGACGUUAACUUCUCCAUUGUCAGUAAAGUGGCACUCUUUCAGGGAUGUGACAGACAGAUGAUAUUUGACAUGCUGAAGAGGCUAAAAUCUGUGGUGUACCUUCCAGGAGACUCUGUGUGUAAAAAGGGUGAGAUCGGCCGAGAGAUGUACAUUAUCAAAGCAGGAGAGGUGCAGGUGGUGGGCGGGCCUGAUGGGAAGACGGUGUUUGUGACUCUGAGAGCCGGCUCUGUGUUUGGGGAAAUCAGUUUGCUGGCAGUUGGUGGUGGGAACAGACGAACAGCUAAUGUGAAAGCCCAUGGUUUUGCCAACCUCUUCAUCCUGGAUAAGAAGGACCUAGCAGAAAUCUUAGUACACUACCCCGAUUCCCAGAAACUACUGCGCAAAAAGGCCAAGAAGAUGCUGACCAAAGAUAAGAAGCCUACAGAUGAGAAGGGUGAUGUUAAAGAAACAGCUGAGGUCAUUCCUCCGCGACCAGAUACGCCCAAACUUUACAAGGCUGCCCUGAAAGUUGCCACAGGAGAGACUUUCGCCAAGCUGAAGGAAGUGUAUAAAGGAGCAACUCUGGAGCCUGUCUCUGGCAGUGCCUCCACUGGUCGUGUUCCCCCUCCUUCCCCCAUCCACCGGCGUUCACCCAUUCCCCGCAUUCGCAUCCCGGAUGAAGAUGACAUGGUAUCAGAGACCACCGACAGCACCGUGAUCAUCCGCAUGACUCCCCGGGUGGAGGGAGAAGAGAUCCUCUCUGUGGAAGUGGCCCCUGCUGAGAGAGUGGACGUGGCCGUGGAUAAGCCAAGCAAAUCUUAAGAAGAGAAGUGA
Molecule: messenger RNA, 4087 nt
Organism: Xyrauchen texanus (razorback sucker)
Lineage: Eukaryota; Metazoa; Chordata; Actinopteri; Cypriniformes; Catostomidae
Product: cyclic nucleotide-gated cation channel beta-1-like
Exons: 39
Biological process (GO): monoatomic cation transmembrane transport; retina homeostasis
Cellular component (GO): photoreceptor outer segment; intracellular cyclic nucleotide activated cation channel complex; plasma membrane
Molecular function (GO): cGMP binding; protein-containing complex binding; intracellularly cGMP-activated cation channel activity
Source: RefSeq, a predicted model, not a curated record